AAUGUCAAAGCUUUCUCUCCAUUCAGAAAAUUUUUAUUGUAAAAUUUGUAAUAAAAGUCGGAUUUUUUGGUUUUCCAUAUGUAGGAAUUCCCGGUGAUGGGAGAUGUUUAUUCCGAGCAGUGACUCAUGGUGCCUGCUUGAGAGCAGGUAAACCAACACCAAGCGAGAACCUCCAAAAGGAGCUAGCUGAUGAACUGAGAAAUAAAGUUGCAGAUGAAUUUAUCCAGAGGCGAGCUGAAACAGAGUGGUAUCUUGAAGGUGACUUCGAUGGUUAUGUUAAUCAAAUUAGACAGCCCCAUAUUUGGGGAGGAGAGCCUGAGCUGAUCAUGUCUUGCCAUGUUCUCCAGAUGCCAAUAACAGUUUAUAUGCGUACCAAGUGCUCUGAAGGGCUAAAAGUUAUAGCAGAAUAUGGUCAGGAAUAUGGAAAGGAAGAUCCAGUUCGUGUCUUAUACCAUGGCUAUGGACAUUAUGAUGCUCUGCAGCUUCCUCUUGGCAGAGCUCAACCCAAACUGCAUAUGAAAAGAUGAAUUAAGCUGGUGUAGGAGCAGAGAAUCUGUACUUUGCAUGCCUCACAGAGGGUCUCUGUAUCAACAAAUUUCAAUGAAUGUUGUAAGCAUACUCAACGCUUAUACAACACUAAUAUUUAAUGAAUAAAUUAGAUGAUUGGCUCAAACUUUGUCGCAUCAAUGAAUAUAUUUCUUAUUAUCUACAUGACUGUAUUUGAUUUCUUCA
Messenger RNA from Dendrobium catenatum, 732 nucleotides. RefSeq names its product OTU domain-containing protein At3g57810. Gene Ontology annotation, molecular function: cysteine-type deubiquitinase activity. The transcript is spliced from 5 exons. The annotation marks the transcript as partial. Gene Ontology annotation, cellular component: cytosol; nucleus. Gene Ontology annotation, biological process: protein deubiquitination; endoplasmic reticulum unfolded protein response. The record is from RefSeq and is a predicted model, not a curated record. Lineage: Eukaryota; Viridiplantae; Streptophyta; Magnoliopsida; Asparagales; Orchidaceae.